Eruca vesicaria subsp. sativa (arugula) is the source of this 1383-nucleotide messenger RNA. The record is from the annotation of a GenBank genome assembly. NCBI's taxonomy places the organism in Eukaryota, Viridiplantae, Streptophyta, Magnoliopsida, Brassicales, Brassicaceae.
CAAUAGUUGUGUAAGAAAGUGGAAGAGAAUGGUUCAGACAAAGAAGAAGAAGAAGAUUCACCACAGCGACGACGAUGAAGAAGACGACACUUUCUACUACCGCUACUCCUCCGUCUCAGCACCACCUUCACACCCCACAAAACCUUCUUCCUCCUCCUCCUCCUCAAAACCCCCAGCUCCCACCGGAUCAGGCGGCUUAGCCCCUUCCAAAUCAACGCUCUACGUCUCAAACCUCGACUUCUCCCUAACCAACUCCGACAUCCACACCCUCUUCUCCACCUUCGGAAAAGUCGCUCGAGUCACCGUCCUCAAGGACCGCAACACUCGCCGAUCCCGCGGCGUCGCCUUCGUGCUCUACGUCUCGCGCGACGACGCGGCGAAAGCGGCGCAAUCCAUGGAAGGGAAGAUCCUCAACGGAAGGAAGCUGACGGUUUCGAUCGCCGCGGAUAACGGGAGAGCGUCUGAGUUUAUAAAGAAGAGAGUGUAUAAGGAUAAGUCGAGGUGUUAUGAGUGUGGAGAGGAAGGGCAUCUUUCGUAUGAGUGUCCGAGGAAUCAGUUGGGGCCUAGGGAGAGACCGCCGCCUCCGAAGAAAAGGGGAAGGAGGAGGGAGGAGGAGGAAGGAGAGGGUGAGGGUGAGGAUGCUAGAGAUUGGUCGGGGAAGGAGGUGAUGGAGGAGGGGUUUGGUGAGGAUAAUUGGGCUUCUGUGGUGGAUAAUGAAGCUGGGGAGAGGCUGAGGAUGAGAGAGGCGGAGGAAGAGGAAGAGAGGAGGAGGAAGAGGAAGGAGGGUGAAGGGAAGAAAGUUAGUUACUUUAGUGAUGAGAGUGAUGAUGAAAAUUGAUGAAAACUCAGUAACAAGGUUGAUCCCUGAGUGUGGAUCACUAGAAAAAAGACAACUCUUUACAGUUGUUGAUUUGAAGAUUACAUCUUUGUUCAUCAAUGAAUAUCAGCUAUAUGAUGACUCAUGUUUAUCCAAGUGACUAGAUUUAAGUUCUUGAUUCUAACUUUACAUUAUUCUGCAAACGAUCUGUAUUGCCAACUUAUAUAGGAAACUUGAGAAACUCCAAAGCUGUCCUGUUGUUCAUCCUUAGUAUAAACCGGUCUGUAUUAGAGAAGACGUGUUUUGAUUGUUUUAUUAUGUGUCAGUAUUGAAGACAGUAGCUGAAACUAGCGACUUUGGUGCAACAUUUUUUGGAGAUUUUUACUAACCAUCAACUCCUGAUCACCCAUGAUUUCUUCUAUUAAUUCUGAGACAGGUUUUGACCAUAAGCUGCUAACACAGCUUGUUCUAGCCUGCAUUUGAUCCACAAAGCUUUUUUUUUAAAGAUAUGCUUUGAAUUCUUUACUGUUUUUGUUUCUUAAAGUAACUUUUGUAUAUGAGGAAGG